AAAUUUUGACCUUUGGGGUUCGACACGCUGGAGUUUGUUGCUAUGUGGACCACGUGAAUUCAUCCAACUCCGUGAUGGAUUCAAUCUGAAUUUCUGCUCACCAAAGCUGUCACUUUAAAUCUGAUCCUUUCAUUAUUUGGUGUUUCAGCUGAUUUGAGUGUGAAAUGGGGAAGCCGGUGAAGAAAAGGAGUGUGUGUGAUAAAGUGCGCAAGAGUAGUGCACAUGCUCAGAUUAAGACGAACCCGUUCGAGGUGAAGAUCAACAAGAAGAAGUUUGAUGUUUUGGGCCGAAAGAGCAAACACGAUGUGGGACUGCCAGGCGUGUCUCGCUCUAAAGCUCAUAACAAGCGUAAGCACACUCUGCUGAAGGAAUUCAGAAUGAAACACAAAGCAAACUCGUUCAUCGACCGGCGUUUUGGAGAGUACGACACCAAGAUGGCACCCGAGGACAAAAUUCUGCAGCGAUUCGCCAUGGAGAGACAGCGUGAUCAAGUGAAGAAGGACAUGUUUAAUCUGAAUGAUGAGGAGGAAUUAACACAUUAUGGACAGUCCCUGGCUGAGAUGGAGAAGUUUACAGAUGGAGUGGACAGCGAGAGCGACUCUGAGGAGAAAGGCCUGCUGUCUGCUGAAAUCACGGCGUCACAUUUCGGAGGAGGUGGAGGGCUGCUGAGGAAGAAAACCGGCGAAGAAGAGGAGGCAAAAAACAAAACGCGUCAGGAGCUCCUCGAGGAGCUCAUCCUCAAAUCCAAACAGGAGAAGCGAGAGCGUCAGACACAGAAGGAAGAGACACAUGAGCUGACGGAGAAACUGGACCAGGAGUGGAAGUCCAUCCAGAACCUUCUGGCACAUAAAACUCCCAGAGAACGGGAGGAGGAGAAGGACAAACCGAAGUUGGAUGAUUAUGACAUGAUGGUGCGGGAGUUGGGAUUUGAGAUGAAAGCUCAGCCGUCUGAGAAACUCAAAAAUCCAGAGGAGAUCGCCAGAGAGGAGAGAGAGAGACUGCAGAAACUGGAGGAAGAAAGACGGAGGAGGAUGGAGGGGGAGGUGGAGGAAAAUCCCAAAGACACACACAUAUCAGCUGACGACCUCAACGACGGAUUCAUUCUCGACACGGACGACCGCAAAACACUGUCCUACCAGGAUGGGAAGUGGAACAUUGGGGAAGAGGAAGGUGAAGGAGGAGAUGAUGAAGAGGAGGAGAAUGAUGAUGAAGGGGGUGGUGAUGAUUGUGAUGAUGAUAGUGGUAGUGGUGAUGAAGAAACCGAUGAUGAUGAUGAUGACGACGAUCACUCUGAUUUGGAGGACAGCAGAGAUGAUGAGGGAGAGGAAGAUGAUGAAAAAGAGGAAGAGUCAAUUGCUGAAGUGAAGCGCACGCUAAGUGAAGAGGAGAGGAAAGAGAUUCAGGACACAGCCCAUUCAGAGCUGCCCUACACCUUCACAGCUCCUGAGUGUUACACGGAUCUGAAGGCGAUGCUGCAGGGUCACUCGGCUGAUGAACAGCGCCUCAUAUUGGAGAGAACGAAGAAGUGCAAUCACCCCAGUCUGGCUGUGGGAAACAAAGCUAAAUUACAGAAGUUAUUUGGCUUCCUGUUGGAGUAUGUAGGGGAACUGGCUACCCACAAUCCUCCACAGCUCACCACCAUCAACACACUCAUCCCGCAGAUCUAUUCUCUGUCUCAGCUCUUUCCUGAAGCAGCGUGUCAGGUGAUGCAGUCGCUGAUUGGUGAUGCCGCUCACACUAUGGAGCAGAGUGUAGAGGUCAAAGGUCGUGCUGCAGUCCCAGGCUUGGAUAUGCUCAUCUCUCUGAAGAUCGCCACUCUGCUGUUUCCUGCAUCUGAUUUUCGUCAUCCAGUGACAACGCCAGCCUUCCUCUACAUCAGCCAGGCUCUCACUAAGUGUGCAGUCCUGUCUCUGGGGAGUGUGUCUGCAGGUCUGAUUCUGUGUUGUAUAGCAGUGGAGUGUGUUUCUCUCUCCCAGCGCUUUAUACCUGAACUCAUUAACUACUUGUUGGGUCUCCUACACCUUGCCGUCCCUACACACACCUGCACAGAUUACCAUGUGGUUCCUCCAUUCAGGCCACAGGGGAAAAGCAGUGAGCUGCUGCAUGUGUGUGAUCCACAGUCUGCUCACAGCUGGACCAGGAGAAGCAUCUCACUGUCAUCAGCAGACAGAGUGACAGCUACUACAGAGAGGGAGAGAGACCACUACAAGUUGUCUGUGCUUUACGUGUGUUUGGAUUUGGUAAAGAGAUGCACAGCGCUUUAUCAACAACUUCCUGCCUACCAGCACAUCUUCCAGCCAAUCAGAAUCCUCCUGGCUAAACAUCUUCCUGUUACAGAUUACCCAGCAGCCCUGCAAGAGCUGCACAAAGAAAUCCUAGAGGUCAUCCCGGAGACACCGUCCCAGCAUACACCACUGGUGUUUGAUAAGAAGAAGCCCAUCCCUCUCAAACUGCUGCAGCCCAAAGUGGUAGAAGUGGUGGACUACGGGAGGAAACGAGGGAACACAAAGGCGGAGAAAGAGAGAGAGCGACUGAAACACAAGUAUAAGAAAGAGUUUAAAGGUGCUCUGAGGGAGAUCAGGAAGGACACACGCUUCCUCGCUCACACCAAACUGUCUGACAGCCUGCGCAGGGACGUGGAGAGGAAGAGGAAGGUGAAGGAGCUGUAUGGUAGUUUAGCCACUCAGGAAGGUGAGUGGAAAGCACUGAAGAAGAGGAAGAGGAAGUGAUGUCACAGUGCGAACCCUACUUCCUAUGUGAAAAGCUGAAACUAAGUACAGUUUAGCGGUGGAGAAAGUGAGGACAUCGUGAUUGAGUAAUACAUUUUUUAUUCUGCAAAACCAGUUUGUACAUUGUGGUGUUUUGUGAAAUGAGCAACUAUUAAACCCACACAGAACCUCGGA
Ictalurus punctatus (channel catfish) is the source of this 2903-nucleotide messenger RNA. It is a transcript of the gene nop14, whose product is annotated as NOP14 nucleolar protein homolog (yeast). Gene Ontology annotation, cellular component: nucleolus; small-subunit processome; Noc4p-Nop14p complex. Bases 165 to 2729 code for a protein of 854 amino acids. Gene Ontology annotation, biological process: maturation of SSU-rRNA. The transcript is spliced from 19 exons. The record is from RefSeq and is a predicted model, not a curated record. NCBI's taxonomy places the organism in Eukaryota, Metazoa, Chordata, Actinopteri, Siluriformes, Ictaluridae.